CAGAGUAAAUGAAACUUAAAGUCAUUGCCGACCACACUGGAGACGCGAUUACUUUAAAACCUGCGCUCUGUACCGACGGACACAAUUUGGGGGCAUUAUCAAGCAAGUCGGUGAGUAAUCAAAACCAAGCCCUGGAAAAUGGCGGAGAAAGUCGCACUUUUUGAAAACUAUCUGAGCUGCCAUGUAUGUUCAGAGACGUUCAGAGAUCCUGUGUCUCUGAGCUGCGGCCACAGCUUCUGUUCAAGCUGCCUGCAGAAAUUCUGGGAACAAACUAAAAACAAAAACUGUCCCAUUUGUAAGAGAAAAUCUUCAAAGGAUGAACCAUCCAUGAUCUUUGCUCUCAAAGAACUCGCUGACUCCUUUGCUAAGAGGCAGAGUGAGAGCUCACCUGAGACAGAAAAAGAAAAGGAGAAAGAGAAGGAGGAGGUGGUGUGUGAUAAACAUCCAGACGUCCCUUACUGGUACUGUGAGGAUGAAGACAGAGCUGUGUGUCCUGUGUGUGAGUUUUCUCUCCACCAGAGUCACAAAGUGGUUCCUGUAGAAGAAGCAGUCAGUGACCUGAAGGAGCAGCUGAAAUCUGACUUAAAGUCUCUGCAGGACAAGAGGAACAAAUACAAACAAGUGGAGGAAACAUACAAUGAAGUGAUUCAACACUCCAAGAAGCAGCUGUUGUCCACAGAGAGGCAGAUCAGAGCAGAGUUCAACAAGCUCCAGCAGUUCCUGAAAGAGGAAGAGGAGUCCAGACUGGCAGCUCUGAGGGAGGAAGAGGAGCAGAAGGGGAGGACUAUCAGCAGAGAGAUGAAGAUGAUUGAGGAGCAGAUCUCCUCUCUGUCAGACAGCAUCUCUGCUGUUGAAGAAGAGCUGCAGAAACACAGCGUGCCAUUCCUCAGCAGUUAUAAAGACACUCAGAGCAGAGCCAGAGCCCAGAGCUCAGUGUCAGAUCCACAGCUGGUCUCAGGAGCACUGAUAGAUGUGGCCAAACACCUGGGCAACCUGUCCUUCAGAGUGUGGGAGAAGAUGAAGGAGAAGGUCCACUUCAGUCCUGUCAUUCUGGACCCAAACACUGCAAACCGCUGGCUCUAUCUGUCUGAUGAUCUGACCAGUGUGAGACAUGGAGACACAGAGCAACAGCUCUGUGUCAAUCCAGAGAGAAACACUAAGUAUAUCAAUGUUUUUGGCUCUGAGGGUUUCAGCUCAGGGAAACACAGCUGGGAGGUGGAGGUGGGAGACCAUCCUGACUGGAUUGUAGGUUUAAUUAAAGAGUCAGCGGACAAGAAUGGAUCUUCUGCAUCACCAAAAUAUGGAAUCUGGUGUUUAAAUUAUGACACUGGAAAAUACUUUGGUGAUGGUCAGACUGUGACAGUGAAGAAGAGUCUCACACUUACAAUGUAAUUUACAACUGUGUAGAAAUGACCAAAUACUGAUGUAUUUUUUUCUGUUGUCUGCUUAUUAUGCAUGUCAGUACUGACUGUACUGCAUGCUGUAUAUAUAUAUGUAUUCAGUUUUGUUAGUACAAUCAAAAUCUUUUUGGUUUUGUGGGAUUCAUUAGAGAUAUUUGUGCCAUUUCAGUCUUAAAUGUGCAGCCCUGAUCAAUAGUCUGGAUGGAAGCUGUGUUUUUUUUUAUUAUUUUUUUUAUUUUUUUAUUCCAAGCUGACAAACUUGACUGACUGAAUUAUCUGUUUGAUCUGUCACCAAAGUUAUUGUGCAGUUAUAUUUUGCAUAGCAUUGACAUGCAGAGUCAGUUAAAUAGCAGCAAAUGCAUCUCAUCUCCUCUUUGAUAAGUACGAAAGAGACCCAUAGAAUAGCAAAGUAUGACACUGUUUUUGGCUCUGUGGGUUUCAGCUCAGGGAAACAGCUGGGAGGUGGAGGUGGGAGACCAUCCUGACUGGAAUCUGGGUUUAGUUAAAGAGUCAGCUGACAGGAAGGGAGAGCGUUUUGCUUCACCAAAAUAUGGAAUCUGGCAUUUAUUGCAUCACAGUGGAAACUACAUUAUAUUUGUUGGUCAGACUGUGAAAGUGAAGAAGAGUCUCCAGAUGAUCAGAGUCCAGCUGGACUAUGACAGGGGGGAGGUGUCCUUCUAUGACCCUGAAGACAUGACUCACAUCUGUACUCACAGAGACACUUUCACUGAGAAACUCUUCCCAUAUUUGAGUACUGGAGAGGCAGGAGAUGCCAAAACCUCUGAUAUCAAAAUCUGUCAGACUGAGAUUUCUUUGAAAAGUGCAACAAGGUCUCUGUGAACUUUUUGUUUUUCAUUGCUCCUUUCUUGCACUUUCCCUCUUUUAUUACAUCUUGUUUUGUUGUUAUUUGUUUGUUUGUUUGAACAAAGCAGAAAAAAAUAUAACACAUAAAGCAAUUUACACAAUAGAAUAUAGAUUCUUUUCAAAGCACAGAGAGCAAAAUGAUAAAUGGCAUAUGUUUAUGUUUUGUUUUUUUCCAAUUCAGUUUAAAGGUGAUUCAAAAAUGAUGCCCCAAAUGUGAGGUGAUGCAAUCUUUUAUCCAUUAUUGGUUAUUUCUUCAUUUUCCAUUCAUUCCCUGCUCUUUCUUUUUUUUUUUAAAUGAAAUGUAUAAAUGUUUUUAAGUCAUUUAACUCUUCAUGAAACUAUCUUUGAACAUUAAAACUGUCCAAAAUUGACGUGACAAAGAUAAAUGGAUGCUGAUAAAUGUUACUUGGCUUAGUUUUAUCAGUGUUGAGAUCAGAAUCAGCUGAUAACAAUCUCUGGCUAAUAUGUGUGCGUUUUAUUGGUUUCAAAAUGAAAAAAAAAAACCUGAUUGAUAAUUUGAUUAAUAAAUAAUGCUAAUGUCUUGUUAAGUAAGUUAAGUAAGCGAUUUUCUCUAUUUGAAUAUGUUUCUUAUGGUAUGUUCUGCAUUACUUUGCAAAAUAAAUCAAA
Oreochromis aureus is the source of this 2891-nucleotide messenger RNA. Its product is annotated as tripartite motif-containing protein 35-like. The coding region runs from base 139 to 1392 and encodes 417 amino acids. The transcript is spliced from 2 exons. NCBI's taxonomy places the organism in Eukaryota, Metazoa, Chordata, Actinopteri, Cichliformes, Cichlidae. The record is from RefSeq and is a predicted model, not a curated record. Gene Ontology annotation, molecular function: zinc ion binding; protein binding.